AUCUUAUGACCCAAACAUUCUCCCCUUCUGUGCCCUCCUCAGUCCUCUCUUUGUCUUUGGCCUGAAUUUAAAUUGAUAUGAAGAUGAGAACAAGAAUGACCGCCGCAACCCUCCGUCCACGCAGUGGCCUGCAAAUUCAGAGUGAUCCUCAAUCACAUGGCCCCGUGGUUGAAGAGAUCGAGGGGCUCAUCAAGGUCUUCAAGGAUGGAUUCGUCGAGAGGCCUCAGAUCAUGCCAUGUGUCUCGAGCUCAUUGCCCUCAGGGGUCGGUGUGGCAUCGAAAGACACUGUGUUUGAUAGGUUCACGAACGUUUGGGCGCGUUUCUAUGUCCCGACAUACCAAGGGAAGUGUAAAAUUAACAAUAAGCUCCCUUUGGUAGUGUACUUCCAUGGUGGUGGGUUCUGUGCCGGUUCUCCGGCUUGGAGCUGCUACCAUGAGUUUCUGGCUAGGCUGGCUAUGAAGGCGAACAUUUGUAUCGCGUCAGUCAACUAUCGUCUUGCGCCAGAGAAUCCCCUUCCUGCAGCCUAUGAAGAUGGAUUCAGAGUCUUGAAAUGGUUGAAACAACAGGCUUUAUUAUCACGCGAUUUGCCUACUACAGAAUGGUGGAGAAGGCGUUGCAACUUUACCCGAGUCUUCCUGGCGGGCGACAGCGCCGGUGCAAACAUAGCUCACAACUUGGCCGCGCGGCUUGCUUCAAACAAUGCCUUCGAAGCUAUGUCCUUGAGGCCAUUGGGCUUCAAAGGCACAAUCUUGGUGCAGCCCUUCUUCAGUGGAGAGGUGAGGAUAGAGUCAGAGAAGAACCUGGUGCAGCCACCUCGAUCGCCACUCAGCCUGGAAACUGCCGACACAUACUGGCGGCUGGCCCUGCCUUCUGGAUCCGACCGGGAUCACCCAUGGUGCAACCCGGUAAUGGCUUACAGUAAGGGCUUCUACAAUGACUUGGAUGAUCUGAAGCUUCCUCCUACCUUGGUUUGUAUAUCAGAAAAUGACAUUCUAAGGGACAGGAACUUACAGUUCUGCCAGACUUUGGUCACAGCCGGUAAAGUGGUGGAACGCGUCGUAUACGAAGGAGUGGGGCAUGCAUUUCAGAUCCUUAGUAAGAGUGAGAUCGCACAGGCGCAAACUGAGGAGAUGAUGCUUCACAUUGAAUCAUUCAUCAACCAAUGAAAGUAAAUGUUAUUGAUGUACAAACAUUGUGUAGAAAUUUCAGCUGGGAUUUGCAACUAGGUAAUUGUCUGACAAGAAUGAAAAGUGUAUGAUAAUAAGUCUUGCAUCUUCCGUCAACUUGUUAGCCGGAAAUGAAAUUACAUGAAGUAUCAUCAUUCAUGACCUGAA
Messenger RNA from Punica granatum (pomegranate), 1334 nucleotides. The record is from RefSeq and is a predicted model, not a curated record. Lineage: Eukaryota; Viridiplantae; Streptophyta; Magnoliopsida; Myrtales; Lythraceae.